ACUGUCGCUACCUUUUCAGUCAGUUUUCAGCUGGAGCCACUCACCGACCGCAAUGAAGACCUUCGCCUUACUGCUCCUGGCUGCAGUGACCUGCAUGCAGGUCGCGAGCCAAGAUUCUCGAGAAGUAAUGAACGCCUGCAUGGAAACUUGCGGGGUGGAAAAGAAAGGUCCAGGUGGUCCACCUCCAGGUGGAAUGGACUGCUCCAUGGUGGAAAAUCAACCAGGACUGGGGUGCAUAACGGCUUGUAUACUCAAGAAAGAGGGUAUGAUGAAUGAGGAUGGCUCUUAUACUACCACCGAUGAGGCCGUACUGAAGCAGAAUUGCCAGGAUAAAAAGAUGCCCAUGUGUGAUGACGUUUCAAAAAUGGUACCAUGUUUGUCAGCUGCCCCUAUUACUGAUGCUGACGAUUCAAAGAUGGCUGGAAGUUCACAAGCUCGAGGAUCACUUAGCUGUGCAUGUAAAGCCAUGGAGAAGCAAAAGUCUGGCUAGUGUUAUUGAAGAACAAUAAGAAUAAUCAAUGUACAUUCCAGCGUUUAUUACUGACUCCAUGUUUCCGAUGAUCAAUAAAUAAUAAAAAUAUGAUUAUGC
Gryllus bimaculatus (two-spotted cricket) is the source of this 589-nucleotide messenger RNA. The record is from the annotation of a GenBank genome assembly. NCBI's taxonomy places the organism in Eukaryota, Metazoa, Arthropoda, Insecta, Orthoptera, Gryllidae.